CUUCAUCCGCAUUUUCGCAUUUGUGCCCUCGUGUUCCGUCACGGAGGAGGAGACCUCGUGUUGGCGCGCUCUGAGUGGUUUCUACGAAUUUUCGAGGUUAGAUUCACUCAUAGAGCGAGUUCACGAGAGUCGUUUACGUGAGAUUUCGAUUCAUUCACGCCGAUGUAAAAGCACGAUCUUGCAGUCAUGGCGGUGCGCGUGCAAUUUGAGAACAACAACGAGAUCGGCGUCUUCUCGAAGUUGACAAAUUCAUAUUGCAUAGUGGCAAUCGGCGGCUCCGAAAACUUCUACAGUGUAUUUGAAGCAGAAUUAGCAGAGGCAAUUCCUGUUAUCCAUGCAUCAGUGGCAGGAUGCCGCAUCGUAGGUCGAUUGUGUGUUGGAAACAAAAAUGGAUUACUAGUACCAAAUACGACAACAGAUACAGAAUUACAACACAUUCGAAAUUCUCUACCAGAUAAUGUCAAAGUGCAGAGAGUGGAAGAAAGACUUUCUGCUCUUGGCAAUGUUAUAGCAUGCAAUGAUUAUGUUGCUUUAGUUCAUCCAGAUCUGGAUAAGGAAACUGAAGAAAUUUUAGCUGAUACCCUGAAUGUGGAAGUAUUUAGACAAACUAUUGCAAGUAAUGUUCUUGUCGGAUCAUAUUCUAUUUUAUCCAAUCAAGGUGGCUUGGUACAUCCAAACAUGCCCAUACAGGAACAAGAUGAAUUAUCAUCUCUUCUACAAGUACCACUUGCGACUGGUACAGUGAAUAGAGGCAGUAAUGUGAUAGCUGCUGGAAUGGUUGUAAAUGAUUGGGCUGCUUUUUGUGGCAUGGACACAACCUCGACAGAAAUCGCCCGUAUUGAGAGUGUUUUUAAACUUAACGAAGCUAAUCCAACUCCUAUUACGUCGAGUAUGCGUGCACCUUUUAUAGAAAGCAUGUCGGACUUAUAAGAAAAAGAACUUCUUUAAAGCACUGGAAAAAAUAUACUGGGCUAUAUGUAAUAUGUACAUAAAACUUUAUAUAUUUAUGGCUUUAUGUAUCUGCACAGGAUUAUUCUUUCAUCAACAUAUCUAUGACAAAUGAUACGUGAUUCCGACAAGAAGAUAACGAAUGUAAUAAGAUACUCUGUAUUAAGAUUUAUACGAAAUAUAGUGUUUCUUUGUGUUCGUUCACA
Pogonomyrmex barbatus (red harvester ant) is the source of this 1154-nucleotide messenger RNA. It is a transcript of the gene eIF6, whose product is annotated as eukaryotic translation initiation factor 6. The record is from RefSeq and is a predicted model, not a curated record. Gene Ontology annotation, molecular function: ribosome binding. Gene Ontology annotation, biological process: cytosolic ribosome assembly. Lineage: Eukaryota; Metazoa; Arthropoda; Insecta; Hymenoptera; Formicidae.